AGGCUCAGGAGGGAAGGGAGUCUUUCUUGUCGGCGCAGGCACAUUCAAGCCAGGAAGAGAAUCGGAUCCCUGGAGAUCAUUGCCACCAACGCGCGUAACUGAAACCCGCAGCCAUGCUGAAACAGAUAUUAUCGGAGAUGUACAUCGAUCCUGACCUGCUGGCAGAACUCAGUGAGGAGCAGAAGCAGAUCCUCUUCUUCAAGAUGAGGCAGGAGCAGAUCAGACGGUGGAAAGAAAGAGAAGCUGCUGCAGACAAGGUUUCAGCAAAGAAGCCACUGCCAAAAAAAGCCAGCACGAAGUCAGUACAAUGGAAGCUAGGUGCCGACAACGAUGUCUGGGUGUGGGUGAUGGGUGAGCAUCCUUCAGAUAAAUCGUAUGCAGCCAUCUGUGAAGAGAUCCAGGCACAAAGGGCAAAGCGGUUAGCAAGUGAGCAAGGCAAGGAGACCAGAGAGACAGACUGUGCUGUAACACAGUCUCUGCAACCACAGCCAGAAGUCCUGGGUGAGACAGAAGUUCAGGGAAAAAAUAAAAACACUGUAGAGGAACAGAAAGAAGAGGCGAGAAAAAACACUGCUGGUACAAUUGGGAAAAGCCAGGAGCUCAAAAAGAGGGAAGCCCGGGAUGUUCACCAGAUGCUGGCAGACUGCCAGAUGAGGAAGGGUGGCUUCUCACAGAUGAAGGGAGGACACGGGAGAAAUUCAGGAGAAGAGACUACAGUCCCGCUGAAGGCAAUACCACAAAGCCACACAUGCUCAGAGAGCCAGAAGAUGCUGCAGAAAUCUGAUGAGAAUGAGCCGGAAUGGCAAGAAUCCUUGCGGAAAUCCAAGGCAGCGGAUGAGAAGAGACGCUCUCUCGCACGGCAGGCCAGAGAUGACUACAGGAGGCUUUCACUGCAGGGAGCCCACAGAGGGAAGCAGGCAGACAUAUCCAAGAAUGCCACAGCAGGAGAUCGGCGACCGCUCCAAUACCCUCCUCUCCCACCCAAGCCUAAACUUCUACCUCCUGCGAUGGCAAAUGGCAGAGCAGUUAGGAAAGAAGGAAUCCAGAGAACAAUAUCCAAUUCAGCUGAAGAAAGCAUCAUCAGGUGGUUCAAAGAGGAGCAAUUCCCUCUUCGAGCUGGCUAUCAGAAAACCACAGACACGAUAGCACCUUGGUUUCAUGGUAUCCUAACCUCUAGAAAAGCAGAGGAGCUUCUGAGUAAAACAGUGCCGGGGAGCUUUCUGGUCCGGGUCAGUGAGAAAAUCAAAGGCUAUGUGCUUUCCUAUCGGUCUGCAGAGGGAUGUAAACACUUCCUUAUUGAUGCCUCCAGUGAUUCCUACAGCUUCCUUGGAGUGGACCAGCUACAACAUUCAACACUGGCUGACCUUGUUGACUACCACAAGGAUGAACCCAUCACUUCUAUGGGAAAGGAGCUGUUGCUUUAUCCAUGCGGUCAAGAGGACCAUGAACCAGAUUACACCUGCCUCUUCGAGUGAACCUCCCAGUCUCAUUGCGUAGCCCCGUGCUGUUUUCAUCAAGACUGGAUUUCAAACUGGAAGCUGCUGAUGCUUACCUGAAACUUGCCAUAAGUGCCUCUAUUUCAAAUCCUUCACAACAAAGCAGUGGGAGAAUAAGCGCUGUCAUGGGCUUGUUGUUUCAACGGAGUUAAGGGAUGCAUCAGCCCAGCAAGCCACAAAACACCCAGAUACAUCAUGCACGUUGUGGAUUAGAUGAAGUAUCAGUUGAACAGAGAUUUCUGCAGAUUUCCUCAGGGAUAUCUAUGUUCAAGCUGCGUUUUGCUCCUGAAUGCAAGGUUGCCUCCUGUCUGGGAAACAGAUCGGUACCUAAAAUUGAAUGAGAUCAUAGCUUCCUGAAGGCACCAAACAACUUGGAGAAGUAAAUCAGUCUUGACAGUAAUUUGUUUAAUGUGAAACUUAAUGUUGUAAAAUGCUGUGCCCUUGGAAUCAAGGAUGUUCAAGUAAAACAUCCAAGCACACCCUUGGUGCCUUUCAGUGAAAUGUGUUCUCUGAAGAGAGAUUUUUAUGAAAAACGCAGUUUAAAAAUUCCUUUAGCCUCUGACUAUAGACCCUCAGUUUUUAACCUGUAUCUGAAUCCCACACUGGCCUUUCUGCAUAGAGGGGGAUUAACCUUUUGCAAGGGAGUGGAGAAGGGAUGCAGGAAUUUGUUAGAAAGAAGCACAUUCACAGAGCCUAAACAGCAUAAGAAAUAGGGCCUGUAUCAGUAUUAGUACAGUUUACGGGAGUGUUUGCCAGUAAAUAAUGCUGUUUUUCAGAACAGAGCUAUUUAUUACAAGUUGUGUCCAGAUUAUUGGGAUGCAGAUGGUGUGAACCGUAUUACAGAACUUUUUCUUCCAAAAAAACGUUCUCUCUUUGUAUCUGUUACUCUGCUCUUACAACACACAAUUCAGAAUAUUGAGGAAGAAGCUAAACAGAAUCACAUAAAUUAGUCCUCAAUCAGGUUGCUUCAAUUUGAAUUGUUUCAUGUGAGAAACUGUACAACUUGGGAUUGUUGUGCAAGUCUGCUAACACCAAUCUUUUGUUAGAGAUGUGACUGUCAAAGAGUGAGCAAGUAGUCAGUUGUUUACCUGUCCCCUUCCUUCAGCUGGAUCAGGGAUACCCUGCUUAACAGAAGCAGUUAAAAGCUUCAGUCUUACAUUGACCAGUAUUUUGCAGAACACAGAUUAGAAGAAAUUCUUAUAAUCAUGUGGUCUUAAAAUUGACAAUCAUGCUGAUAGGUGGUUUCCACAGAGAGCAUAAUCUGCACUCCAGCUGCAGCAUGUUUAAAUAACUAGAGAUAAAAGCCUUAAUGUAAAUUGGGAUUCUGAAAGUUGAGAUUCUGAAAGUAACAACAGAAAUGGGACAAAAGAUUUAAGGAACUUCUUGAGCAUUAUAUCACAUAUAUGAAAUAGAUAUUUUCAACAUAAUCCUUCCCUCUUCUGAACUGCUUCUUUUGAGAAACCAAAAUUAAGUCAGAGAUUCACAGCACUAGAGAAAAGUAUACCUUCUCAUGUUCUCAGGUGAAGAGUACGGCAUAGCAGUUGUCCUGCUGGAGACAAAUCAUACAGUACUUUGUGUAAGUAUGAGCUAGUAAAAAUCAGACAAAGUCUCCUUUAAAAGGCAGUCUGAGAAACAGGCUGUUAGCUUGCAGAAUUAAUGUGCAGGUUGACCUGGCACUGACACAGCAGGACCUCACAAACACGACCAACUGUGUCUCUAAUAUCCAUAAUGGGCCUCUUCAGUGUUUGGUCUGCUGUCUAGUGGCUGCCUUUGUAUUAUUACUACUUAUUUGCAAGUUACCCUGAGAAUGAGCGGAGCAAGGAAGAAUUGGGGAUGCUGGUUUUACUCAUAUUGUGGACUUUCUCUACAGACUUUCUUUCUUCAAAGGAUGCUGUGCAAGUAUUACAAGGGUAAUAACAUUUGUAAACUACUUGCUGGAACAAUUAUGACAGCUGGAAGGACGUGUCAAUUUGUUUUGUCAAAGGCCUUCAUUCCUUUAGCCAGAACAUGCAGAAGUCCUCAAAAAGUAAACUCAGAAGUCCCACUGUGGCCUCUCCAAAUAUGGAUAGUGAGCUGUAUUCUCUCCCCAGCUAAGACCCUGUUAAAGCUGCCAUUCUGAGAAAGAUCACAAGCUGUCUGUUUCUAGGGCAAGGAAGGUCAAGAGCUGCCUAAGAAAAGCCACACUUAUGUUGGAUGUUCAUAUAAUCAGCAGGAAAGACCGCCACUUGUCUGUACAAGUGUGGGUAAUAA
Messenger RNA from Gallus gallus (chicken), 3746 nucleotides. It is a transcript of the gene SH2D4A, whose product is annotated as SH2 domain containing 4A. The record is from RefSeq and is a predicted model, not a curated record. The transcript has 9 exons. Gene Ontology annotation, molecular function: phosphatase binding. Gene Ontology annotation, cellular component: cytoplasm. Lineage: Eukaryota; Metazoa; Chordata; Aves; Galliformes; Phasianidae. The coding region runs from base 114 to 1475 and encodes 453 amino acids.